CCGGGGCGACCUGAUGUUCCCGACGGCCCGUGCGUCGGCGGUGGUUGGGUGGUAAGAUGGCGGCUGUGAGUCUGCGGCUCGGCGAUUUGGUGUGGGGGAAACUUGGCCGGUAUCCUCCUUGGCCGGGAAAGAUUGUUAACCCACCCAAGGACUUAAAGAAACCGCGUGGGAAGAAAUGCUUCUUUGUAAAGUUUUUUGGAACAGAAGAUCAUGCCUGGAUCAAAGUGGAACAGCUCAAGCCGUAUCAUGCACAUAAGGAGGAAAUGAUAAAGAUUAACAAGGGAAAACGAUUCCAGCAAGCUGUGGAUGCCGUAGAAGAGUUCCUCAGGAGAGCCAAGGGAAAAGACCAGACAUCGUCCCACAGUUCUGCUGAUGACAAGAAUCGGCGUAAUUCCAGUGAGGAGAGAAGUAGGCCAAACUCAGGUGAUGAGAAGCGCAAGCUUAGCCUGUCUGAAGGGAAGGUGAAGAAGAACAUGGGAGAAGGAAAGAAGAGGGUGUCUUCAGGCUCCUCAGAGAGAGGCUCCAAGUCCCCUCUGAAAAGAGCCCAAGAGCAAAGUCCCCGGAAGCGGGGUCGGCCCCCAAAGGAUGAGAAGGACCUCACCAUCCCCGAGUCUAGUACUGUGAAGGGGAUGAUGGCCGGACCCAUGGCUGCGUUUAAAUGGCAACCAACCGUGAGCGAGCCUGUUAAAGAUGCAGACCCUCAUUUCCAUCACUUCCUGCUCAGCCAAACCGAGAAGCCAGCUGUCUGUUACCAGGCAAUCACAAAGAAAUUGAAAAUAUGUGAAGAGGAGACUGGGUCCACCUCCAUCCAGGCAGCAGACAGCACGGCUGUGAAUGGCAGCAUCACACCCACAGACAAAAAGAUAGGAUUUUUGGGCCUUGGCCUCAUGGGAAGUGGCAUCGUCUCCAACUUGCUAAAAAUGGGUCACACGGUGACUGUCUGGAACCGGACUGCAGAGAAAUGUGAUUUGUUCAUCCAGGAGGGGGCCCGCCUAGGAAGAACCCCCGCUGAAGUCGUUUCAACUUGUGACAUCACGUUUGCCUGCGUGUCGGAUCCAAAGGCAGCCAAGGACCUGGUGCUGGGCCCCAGUGGUGUGCUGCAAGGGAUCCGCCCCGGGAAGUGCUACGUGGACAUGUCAACGGUGGAUGCUGACACAGUCACCGAGCUGGCCCAGGCACCUGGUGGAGGACAGUCUGCUGACCCUCCCAUUGUCAGUCCAGCACCUUGGUACGGGCAUCAGCUUUGGGGCCUCGGCGUGGAGGGUCAAGUGCUCCUGCCCCAGUAUGCUCCUUGCUUCCUGCCCAAGACCUUCAUGAGAGGCAAGGCCUCCAGAAGCUGUGACUUUCCUUUCCAGGUGAUUGUGUCCAGGGGGGGCCGCUUUCUGGAAGCCCCGGUCUCAGGGAAUCAGCAGCUAUCUAAUGAUGGGAUGUUGGUGAUCUUAGCGGCCGGAGACAGGGGCUUAUAUGAGGACUGCAGCAGCUGCUUCCAGGCAAUGGGGAAGACUUCCUUCUUUCUAGGUGAGGUUGGCAACGCAGCUAAGAUGAUGCUGAUCGUGAACAUGGUCCAGGGGAGCUUCAUGGCCACCAUCGCUGAGGGGCUCACCCUGGCCCAAGUGACAGGCCAGUCCCAGCAGACACUCUUGGACAUCCUCAAUCAGGGACAGUUGGCCAGCAUCUUCCUGGACCAGAAGUGCCAAAAUAUCCUACAAGGAAACUUUAAGCCUGAUUUCUACCUGAAAUACAUUCAGAAGGAUCUCCGUCUAGCCAUUGCGCUGGGUGAUGCCGUCAACCAUCCGACUCCUAUGGCAGCUGCAGCCAAUGAGGUGUACAAAAGAGCCAAGGCACUGGACCAGUCUGACAAUGACAUGUCUGCCGUGUACCGAGCCUAUAUACACUAAGCCCUUGACCCCACCCCCACCCCCCCAUCUUCCCUCUGACCCCCUCUUCCUCACAUGGAGUUGGGGUCCUGGGACUUAACUCUGGACCAGUCCACCUGUCUCCAUCUUCUUUUUUACAGACUUUGAGACUUGCCAUCAGCACAGCACACAGCGUCGCUCCUCCCCUAGAGGUCCUGGAGAGGGGAGGGGUGUCAGCAGGAUUGGCCUGUGGGAAAGCUCUUGAGCUGGGCACCGGCCUUGGACUAGGUGGCUGUGUGUUCACACACACAA
Molecule: messenger RNA, 2168 nt
Organism: Aethalodelphis obliquidens (Pacific white-sided dolphin)
Lineage: Eukaryota; Metazoa; Chordata; Mammalia; Artiodactyla; Delphinidae
Gene: GLYR1
Product: glyoxylate reductase 1 homolog
Exons: 16
Coding region: 57-1898 (613 amino acids)
Biological process (GO): transcription elongation-coupled chromatin remodeling
Cellular component (GO): chromatin
Molecular function (GO): NADP binding; nucleosome binding; NAD binding
Source: RefSeq, a predicted model, not a curated record